This is a messenger RNA of Morchella importuna, 2805 nucleotides long. RefSeq lists its product as uncharacterized. The coding region runs from base 1 to 2805 and encodes 934 amino acids. The record is from RefSeq and is a predicted model, not a curated record. Lineage: Eukaryota; Fungi; Ascomycota; Pezizomycetes; Pezizales; Morchellaceae. The transcript has 8 exons. Gene Ontology annotation, biological process: mitochondrion inheritance. Gene Ontology annotation, cellular component: mitochondrial inner membrane.
AUGCUGCUUACAGAACAGUGUGUGGUUGACUGCACUGACAAAUUUAUGUCGCCUACUGUGGAUAUGAGAGGCUAUACUGAGUGCCGUUCAAAUUGCUACGAUAAAGCGUUGGGUCCUUUCAUAAACAGGUUCAAAUCGGGACUCGUGAGGCGAGAACUACAUUCUACUGAACCUCCAGAGGAGAUUAAAGAUUGCAUUAUGAAAUGCCAAAGGGCACAUCCGCAGCUGGGGGAAGGCAACCCUACUCCCACAUGCCAACACUACUGCAGGAUAGUAAUGCAAGACCAAUUCGAUCCUGCCGAACUACGCCCAUCUGUAUCAGAAUCAUCUUACGAAUUGAAAACCUCCGACAAAUACACCGAGACCAAGAGCCUGGGUGUAGCUGAUACCCCGAGCGAAAGUCCUCUGGCAAAGGUUGUAGAAGAUUCGAGCGUAGUCAAGUCUGAAACGAACCCUUUUAAUGCAUACAACAAGUUUCACGUAGGUGCUAUUCCAGCUACAAACAGCACACCGACAGGGCAUUCAGCACGCCCAACACCUAUUGGAGAAGUUAACGCCGAAGAACGCGAAAUGAAAUGGCCGGUGUUAGCGGGGUCGAGUGAGAUUCUAUGGAGCAACGAAGCGCGGGCACGUGACGACGAUACUUUAGGAUACUCUCGCUAUGUACAAAACACGGUCCAAUUUGGUGAAACUAAACACGUCAAUCAAUUGCCUCGAUUUCUCUCUGCAUCCGCUGGGGCGGCAGCGGCAUUAUGGUCUCCAAGGUCAAAAUGCUUUAUUUCUCGUGGAUUCGCGGGGGUUUGUGUGUGGACAGAUGCCCCGACAAUUGCAGCCACCUCGGAGGCCAAAUCGUGUGCUGCGAACACAGUGGACAGGAUUUUGACAUCUAGUAGUGUGUUGGAUCGACGGAAGAUGUCGAGGAUGGCAGGCGCUGCUUGGUCUAGGUGUAUCCACACUGGGGGAAAGCCGAAAACUCUAUCGAAGAUAAGGUCCGGCUCUUUACCGCUCCGGAGUCGCAGCGCAAGUGGGAAUGGGAGAGGGGUUCAUAGUGGGAUUGAUCGGGGGGUAGGGAAUACAAGUAGGGGCAUUGGUGUUAAUGCAAACGAUAACGGGAAUGCAAGUGAAAAUGAUGAUGGGAAAGAAAACAGCAGCGAAGGAGGCGAGUCGGCAAAAAGAGAUGUAUCGAAUAAAAACCCCGAAGAGAAUAGACUUUUAGACCGGAUUUCACACAUCCACCGGCCAACAAAGGAUGAGAUGUUGGCAGCAGCAACCGGGUUUUUUCAGAGGUUGAGGAUCAGGACGAAAUGGGCCAUGAUACGACAGAUGAGACCAUAUAAUUGGGACGAUCUCAGCGCGUUCUUCUCGUGGCUACUGCUAGGCCAGGUUUUAUGGAUCGUGCUUGGGACCACAACUUUUGUUUCAUUGACCAUAUUAUUGGUCAAUACUGUGUUCGCGCAGGAAUCUCUUGCUAGAGCUGUGGGUAACUAUCUUACGAAGGAAACUGGGGUCAAAGUCGUAUUUGAGUCAGCCAUCGUUCCCAGCUGGAAAGGUGGUUGCAUCACAUUCAAAAACGUCUUUGUAUCCCGUAGACCUGGUCGAGAAAAGCAAGGCAACAAAAACGUUCGUAAGGGAUCCUCAGUCACUGCAGCGGCUGCAGCGGCUGCAGCAGCUCAUGCAGAUGAAACAAGUGGAAAGGACCAUAGCCAUAUGGUUAUGGCAGAAGAGGAGGAUACGAAUUAUACCCAGUUUGAUGUUACUAUUGAUGCCGUCAAUGUCACCCUUUCCUUCACAAAAUGGAUGAAUGGCAAGGGUCUUCUCAAGGAUGUCGAGAUUAAAGGAGUUCGUGGGGUAAUCGACCGAACUCAUGUCAGCUGGGAUGAGGGUGUUGACCCCAGAUCUUUCAAACACGAACAUGUUCCAGGCGAUUUUGAGAUCGAUUCUUUCAAGCUCGAAGAUCUUUUGGUAACAGUACAGCAGCCAGAUGGGUUCCGCCCAUUCUCUUUCAGUAUAUUUUCUUGCGAUCUUCCGCAACUGAGGAAGCAAUGGCUAUUCUACGACUUUUUGAGCGCAAACAUGAUGUCUGGCUCUUUCGAUGACUCAUUAUUCACAAUACAUCCCAGGCAGAGCCAUGGUGUAAGUUCGAUGAUGCUGAGGGACAAUGGCUCCCGUACUCCCAGUCUGUGGAAAAAGACCAGCCGUCUCCGGAUUGAUGGCUUAGAAAUCGACCACCUAAAUCACGGUGCUGGAGGGAUGUUUUCAUGGAUACAGAGUGGAAAUGUUGAUAUCGUUGCAGACAUCAUGUUCCCUGCAGAGAAUGAUCUUCAGUUUACCCAGUUAGUCCAGGACAUCGUCGAGCGAAUGGAAGCUACAGUAUCCCCGAACUCAUCCAGAAAAUUCUUUGACAACGACAAUGGAAAGGCAGAAGAUAGGAAAGCCGAAAAGUACGUUAUAAUGGACCUCCGAAUACAGCUAAACGACGUCCGCGCCUCUGUGCCUUUAUUCACAAAAGACCUAAGCUAUGUCAACAACGCACUAAUAAGACCAAUCGUGGCAUACAUCAAUCGCCGAAAAACAUAUAUCCCCAUCAAUUGCCGUGUUGUUAAGAAGCUGGACGAGUUCGACGGUAGUUGGACAAUAUACGACAGUGGUUUGAUGGACGACUUGUCUGCUGAGACAUAUGAAGGGUUUGCUCGCAGUGUGGUUGAUGAUCAAGCUAGACGAAGGCGAUUCAAGAAAGUUGGAUUGUGGUCGCUGCACGUCAUUGCUCAUACAUUGUUGCUGGCCAUGGCCGGGACUGUCGCAUAA